AUGGCCGCUCGCAAACGACGCCGUAGCCCGUCGGCAGACAUUUCAGUCUCCGAAAUCUGCCAGCGGGCGACAUCUCAGGAGCGAGACAGCUGGAAUGGCUUCUGUGAGAUCGAGUCAGAGCCAGCCCUUUUCAAUGUGAUGCUCCGGGAGUUUGGAGUCAAAGGGGUCAAGGUGCAAGAAGUUGUUUCGCUGGACGAAGAGAUGAUGGCUUUCCUCCAUAAGCCGGUCUACGGAUUGAUCUUUCUCUUCCGCUGGCGCGAAGAUGAUUUCGGAAAGCAAGAAGCAAGCUGCCCGGAGGGCCUCUGGUUUGCCAAUCAGACCGCCGAUAAUGCAUGCGCGAGUGUCGCAUUGCUGAACAUCGUCAACAACAUCGAAAAUAUCGACUUGGGAGAGAAUCUUCAGCACUUCAAGGAUUUCACCAUGCCAUUCACCCCGGCGCUACGGGGCGAUGCCAUCAACAAUUUCGAGUUUGUCAAAAGAGUCCACAACUCUUUUGCACGAAAAAUGGACAUGCUCGGUUCAGAUUUUCAGCUCAAAACCGAAUCCAAGUCUAAAAAAUCUAGCAAGGCCAAAAACAGCCAUGAUGAAACUGACUCGGAUGCUUCCUUCCACUUCAUCGCUUUCGUACCAGCAAUGAGAAAAGUGUGGAAGUUUGAUGGCCUCGAACGGCAGCCCCAAAUGUUGGGCGAAUGCAGCGAAGAAGACUGGCUGGAGUUGGUCAAGCCGGAUAUUUUCACGCGUAUGGCGGCAUAUGAAGAGGACCAGAUCGAGUUCUCCAUCCUGGGUCUCGUGCGAGACCCCCUGCCCGAGCUGCUGGGACAGCUUGCGGUCAACGUGCGGUGUCUAGAGAUCCUCAACCAGUGUAUCUUGUCCCAGACAGAAGAAGAGCUGGGAACCACACUGAAUGCGCUUCAGGAGACGAUACUAGGACCUGACUCCUCUCUGCCCUUGACGCGCGAGGAUAUCAACACGGCCGACGUGUCUGCUCAAGAGCGCGAGUACGAAUCAUACUCUGCGGCACAAUUACAGCAAGCACAGCAGGAGCUCAGCAAUGCGCAGCGGGGCUUGCGUGCAAGCAUCCAGGAGGAGAAACAGUCACAGUGGGCAGACGCGGACUAUGCUGCUGGACGGCGGUUUGACUAUGCUCCCGCGGUACCUGAUACUUCUAGCGUCUGGCCCUCGUUUUUGUAUUCAAAACGCACGUCACCGCCCAGCGCCAACUUCCCAUCCUCUCUUUUCGUUCUUUUGCAUUCUCGUUUGUUUCAAUCUGGAACAUCCUGGUCUACGUGGGAUCUGCCUUGCCCUGUCUCUUGUCGAAUCCCUCCCUCUUCUCUCCUCCACAACCAGAGGCAGGUCCCCGAGACGCUCCUCGGUUUGCCACCCUUUACCCACACCUACCACCUCGCCUCUUCAACGAAACAUUCUUUAAGUUCCCCCCACUCACACAUCGCUCCGACAGUUUCAACAACCUCACCCGCCAUGUCAUCCGUCGACGCAACACCCGAGAAAGCCCCCGAUGAUUCUUCCAAGCUGAAAACCUUCCUGGGCAUCCUGCGCAAGUUCGUGGGUGUGACAGACAUCGCCUCGGUGCGCUUCUCGCUGCCAGCGCAGCUGCUCGAGCCCCGGCCGAAUCUAGAAUAUUGGCACUACCUGGACCGACCCGAGACUUUUGCGAGCAUUGGCAAGUCCGAUGACGAGCUAGGUCGGAUGCUGGAAGUGUUGCGGUUCUGGUUCACCAAGGACUUGAAAUACAUCAAGGGCAAACCGUGCAAGCCAUACAAUUCGACUCUCGGUGAAUUCUUUCGGUGCAGCUGGGACGUGUCAGAUGCGGUCCCCGAAGAAGCGAACCUGCCUGGUGUGAGCUCAGGUAGCAGCGGUGCUUCUACCGUUGGUGAUAGCACCGGGGAAACGGUCAAGGUAUCCUAUCUGACCGAGCAGACCUCACACCACCCACCUGUCUCCGCAUUCUAUAUCGACUGUGCGGAACGGGGAGUCACCGCGCGCGGGUUCGACCAAAUCAGCGCCAAGUUCACCGGCACCAGCAUUCGGGUAUCUCCCGGUCAGCACAACUUGGGCAUUUUCGUCACACUUGAAAAGAGAGACAACGAGGAGUACCAGUUAACCCAUCCGUCCGCACAUCUGGGAGGCCUGCUGCGAGGCGCCCUGUCGAUUACCGUCUCCGAUACAUGCUAUAUCAACUGCCCGAAGACAAAAGUCAAGGCUAUUCUGCAGUACCUGGAGGAUGGGUGGCUUGGACGGUCUCAAUAUAGGGUGCAGGGGGUGAUAUUCCGCUACGAUCCCGACAAUGACACCAUCACAAAUAUCAAAGAUGUGCCAGAGGGGGAUGUGCUGGCCCGGAUCACCGGCUCAUGGCAUGGCAAGAUUUAUUUCACCCCUACAGGGACCAAGGAGCCUUGCUUGCUGAUCGAUAUCACCCCUCUCUGCCCCACGACAAAGACUCUCCCUCCAGACGAAGAGCAGCUGUCCAACGAAUCGCUCAAAUUCUGGUCGGACGUCACCUCCGCCAUUAUUGACAAGCGGUUCACCCAGGCCACUAAGCUGAAACAGGAAAUCGAGGAACGGCAGCGACAGCGGGCCGCAGAGCGCAAAGAGAAAGACGAGGAGUGGAAGCCGCGCUUUUUCACUGGCGCAGUCACGCCGCUGGGUAAACCAGAACUGACCGAGGAAGGACAGAAAGUCCUAGAAGGCAUCCGAUCCGGCCACUACGCCUUGGAGGAGAGCGAUAUGCAGGGCGCAUAA
Molecule: messenger RNA, 2760 nt
Organism: Penicillium lagena
Lineage: Eukaryota; Fungi; Ascomycota; Eurotiomycetes; Eurotiales; Aspergillaceae
Product: Oxysterol-binding protein
Exons: 12
Coding region: 1-2760 (919 amino acids)
Biological process (GO): piecemeal microautophagy of the nucleus; maintenance of cell polarity; endocytosis
Cellular component (GO): intracellular membrane-bounded organelle; cytosol; membrane
Molecular function (GO): cysteine-type deubiquitinase activity; sterol binding
Source: RefSeq, a predicted model, not a curated record